Molecule: messenger RNA, 1634 nt
Organism: Symphalangus syndactylus (siamang)
Lineage: Eukaryota; Metazoa; Chordata; Mammalia; Primates; Hylobatidae
Product: CD209 antigen-like protein 2
Source: RefSeq, a predicted model, not a curated record
UUGAGGGACAGUGGGGGAAACAUGAGUGACUACAAGGAACCAAGGGCGCAGCCGCUGGGCCUCCGGGAAGAGGAAGAGCUGAUAACUAGCGGUAUGAAUUUUUUUCCGAGAAACUUUGGAUUCCGACAGACUCGAGGCUACAAGAGCUUAGCAGGGUGUCUGGGCCACGCGCCCCUGGUGCUGCUGCUCCUCUUCUUCACACUCUUCACUGGGCUCCUGGUGGCCAUCCUUGUCCAAGGUUCCAAGAACCCCAGCUCCCAGAGGCAGGAGCAGUCCAAGCAGGAGGAGAUCUUCCAGGAGCUGUCCCAGCUGAAGGCUGCAGUGGGUGAAUGGGGCCAGGACUCCCGGGUUCUCAUGGGGAUGGGGGAGGGUCUCAGGAAGUGGGAAGGGGAAUGGUCCACCCAGCAUCAAAGAAGGGAGCUGAUUCUCAAGACCUUGAAGGCUGGGCAGAUACAGGAAUAUGGACGACCUAAUCUAAGCCCAGCCCUGACCAGCCCCCCAACAGAACGCCUGUGCCGCCCCUGUCCCUGGGAAUGGACAUUCUUCCAGGGAAACUGUUACUUCAUGUCUAACUCCCAGCGGGACUGGCAAGACUCCAUCACCGCCUGCCAGGAAGUGGGGGCCCAGCUCGUCAUAAUCAAAAGUGCUGAGGAGCAGAACUUCCUACAGCUGCAGUCUUCCAGAAGUAACCGCUUCGCCUGGAUGGGACUUUCAGACCUAAAUCAGGAAGGCACAUGGCAAUGGGUGGACGGCUCCCCUCUGUCACCCAGCUUCAAGCAGUAUUGGAACAGAGGAGAGCCUAACAAUAUCGGGGAGGAAGACUGUGUGGAAUUUAAUGGCAAUGGCUGGAACGACGACAAAUGCAGUGCUGCCAAAUUCUGGAUCUGCAAAAAGUCUGCAGCCUCCUGCUCCAGAGAUGAAGGGCGGCUUCUCCCUUCAGCCUCUGUAUCCCCGACUGCCCAUGCAGCAUAGCGGAACUUCAGCACUUUUAAGCCAGGGUUCCUUCUCUCCAUCCUUGGACCUUCACAAAAUCUCUGGGACCAUUCUCUAUCAAAUUCUUUAUUUUUGUUUUGUUUUGUGAGAUAGGGUCUCUGUCACCCAGGCUGGAAUGCAGUGGCAUGAUUACAGCCCACUGCAGCCUCAGCCUCCUGGGCUCAAGCGGUUCUCCCACCUCAGCCUCCUGAGUAGCUGGGACCACAGGCUCACGUCAAGCCCUGCUAAUUUUUACACUUUUUGUAGAGACAAGGUCUUGCUAUGUUGCCCAGGCUGGUCUUGAACUCCUGAGCUCAGGCGAUCUGAUGUCCUUGGCCCCCCAGAGUGCUGGGAUUACAGGCGUGAGCCACUGUGCCUGGUCUCUGUCAAAUUCUUCAUCCCCACAGGCCUGGGUCCAGUCUGUCCUUCUUCGGAUGUCUCCAAGGUCCCCUGGUGUAGAGCUUGUGUUUCUGGUUCAUCUUUGGAGCUUUAUAAGUGGACUGGUGUGGAAUGCCUUUGGAGGGUGGGCUUGGUGUGUUCCAUUAACCUACUCUCUCUUUCUUUUGGAGAUUAGAGUAUUUGGAUUGCCAUAUGUAGCUGCUAUGUCCCCUGAGGCUUUAUCUCAUCCGUGCAAACUACCAUCUGCUCAAUUUCUGUCUACC